This is a messenger RNA of Melopsittacus undulatus (budgerigar), 2118 nucleotides long. RefSeq names its product VPS52 subunit of GARP complex (gene VPS52). Gene Ontology annotation, molecular function: syntaxin binding. The record is from RefSeq and is a predicted model, not a curated record. Gene Ontology annotation, cellular component: GARP complex. Bases 18 to 2090 code for a protein of 690 amino acids. Gene Ontology annotation, biological process: retrograde transport, endosome to Golgi; endocytic recycling; Golgi to vacuole transport. The transcript is spliced from 21 exons. NCBI's taxonomy places the organism in Eukaryota, Metazoa, Chordata, Aves, Psittaciformes, Psittaculidae.
AAGAGGAGGAGUCCAAGAUGGCGGCCGCUGUGGAGCAGGACUCGGAACCAACUGAUCCUGAACGGGAGGAGCUGGUGCUGGAGGAUGUGGAUGUUCACAUCCAGGCCAACUUGGAGGAUGCUCUGGUGCAGGAGGCCCUCAAGAGUGGUGUGGAUCUGCGCCAGUAUUCCAAGCAGGUGGAGCUGGAGCUGCAGGAGGUGGAACGAGCCUCUAUCCGUGACUACAUCAAAGAGAGUGAGAACAUUGCAGCUCUGCACAACCAGAUCACAGCCUGUGACACCAUCCUGGAGCGCAUGGAGCAGAUGCUGGGGUCCUUCCAGCUGCACCUGAGCACCCUGACCCUGCAGAUCCGGAGCCUCCAGGACCAGUCAGGAGCUCUGAGCCUCAGGCUCCGGAACAGACGUCGUCUGCGCAGGCACCUGGGGCAGCUGCUGGAGGAGCUGGUGGUGCCCUCGGCCAUGAUCAGCACCAUACUGGAAGCCCCAGUACCGGAGCCGGAAUUCCUGGAGCAGCUGCGGGAGCUGGAUGGGAAACUGGGAGCAGUGAAGGAGCAAACGUUCCGGGAUACACUGGCCUGUGCCGACGUCCAGCAUGUCCUAGACAGGCUCCGCAUCAAGGCAGUGACCAAGAUCCGCGAGUUCAUCCUACAGAAGAUCUUCUCCUUCCGCAAGCCCAUGACCAACUACCAGAUCCCACAGGAUGCACUGCUCAAGUACAGGUUCUGUUACCGGUUCCUACUGGGCCACGAGCGGUCGGUGGCACAGGAGCUUCGGGAUCAGUAUGUGGACACCGUGGGUAAGAUCUACCUGUCCUAUUUCCGGUCCUACAGCAGCCGCCUGCUCAAGAUCCAGUACGAGGAGGUGGCCGACAAGGACGAUCUCAUGGGGGUGGAGGACACGGCCAAGAAAGGGUUCUUCUCCAAGCCACAACUACGCUCCAGGAACACUGUAUUCACCCUCGGUAACCGCGGCUCCAUCAUCAGUGCUGCUGAGCUCGAGGCUCCUGUUCUGGUCCCACAUGCGGCACAAAGGAGCGACACUAGGUACCCCUUCGAGGCACUGUUCCGCAGUCAGCACUAUGCUCUCCUGGACAAUUCCUGCCGGGAAUUCCUCUUCCUCAGUGACUUCUUCCUGGUGUCGGGAGCAGCUGCUCAGGAGCUGUUCAAUAGUGUCAUGGGCAAGACCCUGGCCAUGUUCCUGAAGCAGAUGGACACCUAUGUGGGCUCCUGCUAUGAUGCCAUCGCCGUGUUCCUGUGCAUCCACAUUGUGCUUCGCUUCCGGAACAUCAUGGCCAAGAGGAACAUCCCGGCCAUGGACAGGUACUGGGAGUCGCUGCUGGAGCUGCUGUGGCCUCGCUUUGAGCUGCUGCUGGAGCUGCACAUCAGGAGCAUCCAGAGCACAGAGCCCCAGCGCCUGGGGCACCUGGACACGCGCCCGCACUAUAUCACUCGCCGUUAUGCUGAGUUCUCCUCUGCCAUCGUCAGCAUCAACCAAACCUUCCCCAAUGAGAGAACCAACGCGCUCCUGGGGCAGCUACAGGUGGAAGUGGAGAACUUCGUGCUCAGGGUCGCAGCCGAGUUCCCCUCUCGCCGGGAGCAGCUCAUCUUCCUCAUCAACAACUACGACAUGAUGCUGGGGGUGCUGAUGGAGCGUGCGGUGGAGGAGAGUAAGGAGGUGGAGGGGUUCCAGCAGCUGCUGUCAGCUCGGACGCAGGAAUUCAUUGAGGAGCUGCUGUCCCCUCCCUUCGGGGGCAUGAUCGCGUUCGUCAAGGAGGCCGAGGCCCUGCUGGAGAAGGGGGAGCUGGAGAGGCUGCGGGGGGAGGAAGCCCGUGUGUCCCACCUGGCCCGCGGGUUCUCAGGCAGCUGGAGGAGCUCAGUGGAGGUUCUGAGCCAGGAGGUCAUGAGCUCAUUCAGUAACUUCAGGAACGGAACCAGCAUCAUCCAGGGUGCCCUGACUCAGCUCCUCCAGUACUACCAUCGCUUCCUCAAGGUGUUGGCACAACCUCCUCUUCGCUCCCUCCCUGCUCGCACUGAGCUCAUCAACAUCCAUCACCUCAUGGUGGAGCUCAAGAAGCACAAACCCAACUUCUGAGGCCCUAUGGGGGCCCCAGUGACCCUAU